This is a messenger RNA of Eublepharis macularius, 1591 nucleotides long. It is a transcript of the gene DNAAF3, whose product is annotated as dynein axonemal assembly factor 3. Gene Ontology annotation, biological process: motile cilium assembly; axonemal dynein complex assembly. NCBI's taxonomy places the organism in Eukaryota, Metazoa, Chordata, Lepidosauria, Squamata, Eublepharidae. The record is from RefSeq and is a predicted model, not a curated record. The transcript is spliced from 12 exons. The coding region runs from base 108 to 1496 and encodes 462 amino acids.
GGAGGGGGGAGUUGCUCGAUUUUAGGCAUUGAAAAGGAGGGGGAAGCAAAUCGGCAUUUGAUGCAAAAGGGGGUGGAACCGAGCCAUGACAGCAGCAGGGAGCAGCAAUGGUUUUGGUACCACAGCUUGGUGGGGCUUUUCUCCAGCACUUGAUCUACAAGCAACAUGUAGAUCUGGAGACCUCUACGGAGCAUCUGCACAUGUCCCAGGAUGGCAUUCCUGUACUGAAUAUUCUGCUUGUGGGAUCCAUUGAUGGUCGUCAUGUUCUCAAGACCAUGUGUCAGGCACACCGAUGGCCACGGAGGAAAAUCAAUUUUUACGUGCUGGAGAAUAAUCUGGAGACGCUGGGACGGCACUUGCUGUUUCUGAGCCUGGCACUGGAGCCUCUAGAGAAGAUGGGCCUGCAAGAGAAGAGUGAGACAUUCUUGGAGCUGAUGGGGAAUACUCUGCUCCGGAGCCAGACAGCUGCGUACUUGCAGGAGAAGUCGGACCUUUUCAUCCGUUAUGUCACAGACCCCUGUUUCCAGGAGGCUCACCUGCCCACGUUGGACUUGUCUGCCCUGAAGUUCAAGGAGCGGGACCAGCUGGAGGCAAUUUUUCGGUUCUGGAAGAACCCUGAUCCACAGGCUUUCCAGAUUGAGCAGCUUUGGGAUCUGCGGCUCCGGCAGUACUUGGGCACCCGCUAUGACUCCCGCCGUGGGGUUUGCGACUGGGAUCUCACCAUGAAGUUGCACGAGCAUGGGGCCAAAGUAAUAAAUUCCCGUGAGUUUUUCCGGUGGCGUAACACAGGCGUGGCAUUUGAGAUGCGGGAAGCCUCUUAUGACAUCCCCAACAAGACUCUGGCAUCUGGCCAUCUCCUCAGACACAAAGGAGAGCCGAUGUCAGCACGGGGAUACUGGGGAGACAUUGCCACCGGCCCCUUCAUCACCUUUGGAACUGAGACCGAAGAGACCAGUCUUCUGAAAACCAUCAACGGCCUUCCUAGCAAGAGUGCCCAGGAAAUCUCCUUGCACAAUCUCACUGCCCUGUUCCACGAACUCAGCUAUCGCUCCCGCUAUGAUCCACCAACCGCCUCUGACAAAGAUGGAGACAAGGGCAGCUUGCAAGGGCCUGAUGACCCCACCACAUUAGAUGCUCUCAAUGGCCCUCCCUCCACAGAAGAUAUCCGAGUCCACUUCCUGCCUCUCAACUGCCUCCCUCAGCUCCAUCAGAAGGGCAGAUUCCAGCAGCUCUUCAAUCUCAUCUUCUUCUCUUGCAGCAUGGUGCACCUCCUGAAACCAGAACUUCAUCGGGUGUCUGCCCCGAAAGCCACUCUCCUUAUUGAGCUGACAAACUUUCUUCCUGACCUCCGCAAGGAGCAGGUGUCUGAGUUUUCCUCUCGAGUUGGCAACCUGGUGAAGGCGACAGGGUUCGUGCCCGUGGAAACGCCAAGCAAAGAAGCGUUCUCCUUGUUCCAGCUGGGGGAUCCUCCUGAGAUGGCAGAGCCAGGCCUCUGAGGUCCCCGCCCCCCCCCUUUUCAUUAGUCUUAUUUUGAAUGUUUAUUUUUUUAAAAAUGCUCCUCUUAAUAAAUAAGAUCCUGCUGUAUAACAUU